AUUUAUUAAUCUAGGUAAUUAAUUUAGUUAUGCUGUUAUUUUAAUCCUUAUAAAAGAACUUUGUUCUUUAUGAUUCAUAUAUUCUUACUUGCAGAUGUAAUAUGUCAGAGCAAAGUCCACCAGAGUAAGCACAGUGUGAAAUAAUGAAGAUGCAAUUUUGCUACGCUUCUACAUUUGAGAUGGUGUGUUGGAGCUGAUUUAUUCACCUGAACUUAAGUAGCAGGCAAAGUACAACUGUAGAGUAUGAGCUCAUACACUCGUGUGCACUUGUUUCUUUGUCAAGCUUCACUGUAAGAGGUAAGGUGCUUUCCUAAUACUGUUUUCCUCAGUUGCUUUCUUAAUAACUUAUAAUACCAAUUUCUAUUCCAGAACUAAAUGGAUCUGUAAGUUAUUUUAAUGGACUCUAUAAAUAUGAGGGAAGAAAAAAGACUGACUUGCUCAAAAAUGCUAGAAGGAAGAAACAGCUAACCUAGAAGCUUUAGAUCCAAAUACAGAUUUCCUAAAGUUUUAUAAUGUUGGUGGGAUAGGUUUAGAUUUAUAGUCAUUUCUAAUAAUAAUUUCAAAAAUAAUAAUAGCAGUUUUCAGUGAAGGGGGUACAUGACAGUAGGAAAUGCAAACACAACACAACUCAAGUACUGUAGGGGAAACCAUGUGCUGAAUUUCAUGGCAAGUAAUUUUUUUUUUUUACAGUCUCUCAAUGUCAAAUAACCAACUUUGGAUGUAAUAGGAAAUUGUAUGUUAAUAGUAAAUCAGAAUUAUUACUGUAUAGCUGUAAGCAGAAUAAACAAAUUCUGUUUUGCUGGUUUUCUGUCUGGUAAGUACAAAAACUAAUUCUCAAGCCUGACUUCUAUUACAGUGAUAUAUUUUGAACAUUUUUAAAAAUUUCACUCUGGAAAACUGUUUACUGGAUCUGCUGCUGAAUCUUUAGAUUCAUAAGGAAUGUGGCUUUGUUGCGGUGUAAACCACUGUGGAGAAAGGAGAUGGCCUGUGUAGACUCUGUGCUGACGCUGGCAGGAAAUAUGCUCUGACCAAAGAGCUGCUUGCUAGAGAUAUAUACUCAGCCUUGAUCUAAAGGGUUUGGCUAAAUUUUAAGCAAAUUUGGCCUUGGAGAGCAUGGGAGAUGUUAUUCCGAUUCAGUUUGAGCUUUUACUGAUACAGAAAUACUUCUUCAGUCAGACUGGAAUGUGCUUAGGUGAGGACCCCGAUAACAGCUUGAGACUUCUUUCUGUAUUGGAUGAAGAGUUACUGAAGAUGUAACCCAAAAAGGAGGACAAAAUGAAGCUCAAAGCACUUUUGAUUCCAAAUAUUGAACCCCUGUGUGUCUCGAGGUGACUGAAGGAAAGUGAAAAAGUUCCUUUUUGCUUUGUUUACUGAGCUUUUUUUCCAGAUCUGAUUUAAGCCUGUGAGUUAAGCCUGUGACUUGUUCUUUAUAGCUAUGGAUGGAAAUUCAUCCAAAACCAAGUCCAGAAUUGCUGAAGUGAAUUCUUCAGUAUGGGAAUAUUCACAGUACUAGAAAGGCAUGGGAUUGAGUGUUGUUUGAACUAGAGAGAGUUAGAAGAGCUAGAGCUCCUGAUUGUGCCAGCUUGUCCAUCAGUGCCUCUGCUUCAAUACUAUUCACAUACAUGGGGAAUAAGCAAACUUCAGUUCUGAUAGAUGUAAGACGUCCUUUUAAGGUAUGUCAUUAUAUUAUUUUCUGUUACGUUUUGUUACAGAUUAUUAGGUUGUUUUUCUUUGUCUAUCAUGGCACAAGGUAAGAGAGGUGAGCUACAGUGUAAGUGACACAACACAGGGCUCCAUGUCAGAACAGCCACCACCUGGAAGUACUGUGAAACAUCAGGAAAGGGAGAUGCACUUGAAAGAUGGAAGAAGCCAUUUUCGACAGAGGCUCACAUUGAAACCAGGUGUUUCAAUACCUUUCUCCUAAAAGAGAGAGAGUUGUACUAAAGGUCAUAAAUGUUUCGAUUUUCAGUUGCAGUCUGUAUUAUAGCUGUGGAUUGUUGCAGGAGGGCUGACUCUGAAGAAAGAUGCUGUUGAAGAGUUCAGCAGGGUUUGUUCUGAUCUUGCUCUCCCAUUGCACUGCGCCGGUGACCACCAAAGAGGCAGUGAUCUUGGCUAAUGCCCACCUUCUGUCUCAAAGAGAUUAUGAUAGACUGGUUAACAUCAAUGAUAAAGGUACUCGUGAAGGACUAUCUAAGGGAUUGUUUUGAGAUUUUUCAGCGCUCCAGAGGAAAUUCCAGAGAUGGUCUUUACAUCAUCCAACCAAAGGAAGACCCAAUUGUUGUCUCUUGUAACAUGCAGGAUGGUGGCUGGACAGUAAUCCAGCACAUUACAGCCAACAGUACUGUCGACUUUGAUAGGACAUGGCAGGACUACAAAUAUGGGUUUGGCUUUGUUCAUGACAACCACUGGUUAGGAAAUGAGUACAUGCAUCAAUUAACUGGCGGCUCUGUGCAAUAUGUACUUGGAGUUAAACUUGUAGACCUAAAUGCUGAAAUCAAAUGGGGACAGUACGAACCAUUCCGUAUUGAAGAUGAAGAAGCUCAGUACCGAAUCAGGGUUGGCCUCUAUGAAGGCAAUGCUACUGAUGCUCUGACUCUGGAUACAGAAGCUUACCUCCAUGACAACCAGAAGUUCACCACCAAAGAUAGAGACAAUGACAAUUACUUUCAGAAUUGUGCCAAAUUAGAACACAAUGGUAUUCCUGGGGGAGGAUGGUGGUAUGACGCAUGUGCUGGGGCAAAUCUAAACCGUAGGAAUGUGAUAUACUGGCAAAAGGACUGCAACAAGAAGCAUUUGUGCAAGUUUUCAUGGAUGAUGGUCAAGCCCAUUGAACACAGCCCAUUGUAUGCAACUAACUCUUGUCUGUGUCAGAAGGAGGAACUGUAAGUGAGCCAUGUAUCCUUUAAAUGGAACAUGGAUUCUUUGUCAAGUGACUGAAGUAAAAUCACACUAAUUAAAUAAUAAUUGUUCUGAAAAAUUUAGCCUCUGCAAGGGCUUUGUGAUCACAUAUUGUCCAGGACUGGACCUAAACCAUAUAGGUAUUUACAAAUCACAAAAAUGAGAAUAGGUGACCUCUAACAAAAGAUUUACACAACCCAUUUUAUAGUAUUUUGGCCAUAAGAGGAGUUAGGUGUGAAAUCUGGGAGGUGUAGCAGAUACACAUACAUGCACAUGAAUUUUAGAAGGUUUUGCUCCAGGAUGAAUGUUCAUCAUUAACUGCACAUCUUCACGAAUUAUGCAGGAAAGAGAUUUCAAGGGAAGUACCUAUAUUUACAAAAUGCUUAUUAGAGAGCAUUGUGGCAGCAUAAAGCCUUUCCUUUUUACCUUUAGUGAAAGAUAUUAAAAUAUUUUUACUUUUUUACUUGGUAGGAGCCUUAUGUCCAAAUGCUUCUUUAAUGAUUCCAUAUCUAAUGAAUUACUCAGAACAGUAUUUUCUUCCUUCUUAUUGAGCACCCAGAGCUAAUGGCUUUUUUUUUUUUAAGUACCAUUGUGUGAUAAGAACAAGUGUUGGCAUUACUUUACAUGUGCUGGCUUCAAUUGUUUUGGUAUUCAACCUUGAGCUUAUUUAAACAGUGCUUUUUUUCCUCAUUGUAACACAAAGAGAAAGCCUUUAAAUUCACGAUGAAUUUGUCUGUUUUAAAAUCAUAAAUAAAAGGAUUUCGGUGUUGGUAACCUUGAAGAUCUUGUUUACUUGUACAAGUGAUGGGGUUACUUCACACUUUUCAAUAUAAUUGGAAUAGCCGAAUUACUACUUAAGAGUUUUCAUUCUUGAAUUCUACAAAUUGCCAGGAUAAUAAUUAGAAUAUCUUGUAUUUUAUUGUAGAUUUUCAGUUGCAGAAACUCAGGCAACAGAUACUGGCGAAGUUCUGCUUUUUAAUUAAAAAAUGGGAUCUUGUCAUUUCCAUGAAAAUUAAUUUAGAGACAAAUAAACUGUAAUGUGUUUAGAGAAGACCAAGACUAGCAUGAUUACUUAAGAAGAGAAAUUAAUUGGAAAAUGGAAAAGUAAUGAAAGAAAAUUUUAUUUUUUACAUUGCACUGUAACACUUUCAGAAGGAGAUACAGGUAAGUUGUGCAGGUGAGGCCAAUAUAGUGUAUAUGCAUAUUUUGCAGCAGCUAAUGUUUUGCCUUCAAAUUGUGAUUAAAAAAAAGAAGUAUAAUAGAGGAAGAAGGGAAUGAAUUUAUGAAUUGAAUUGAUGUAAUCAAGUCAAAUAAUGUGGAUUCUUCUGCACCUGCAUCAGGAAACCUCCAAAGGUUGUAAUGAAGAUACAAGAAAAUUGCCAAGUCUCCCAUAGCUUUUACCAUCAAGUUCCCAUCUAGAUAGACAGAUUCUAACACUACUGCCAAAAAACGAUGCAAAUAAUCUUGACAUGGAAACACACAACUGAAAGCCAGCAGGCUGUAUCUGAUCCUCAAAGGCAAAUAAUCUGCUCUGCAGCUCGCUUAUCCUGCUUGGAGGGUUUUGUAGGAAAGGACUUGUGGAGAUAUGCUCCAUGAACAAUUCAGGCACCACCAGCCCAAAUCUCGCUGUCUAAUUUUGGAGGCACUCUCUAGUGUUAAAUGGAGUCCUGCAGACCUCUGCUGACACUGAAUUCCAGUAUGGGAGUUCGAUUAACAUAUAAUAAUAAAUGGUAUUAACAGAUCUGCAGACAAAACAUGACAAGAUUAACACAGUUUAAGCACUGACUUCAAUGGAAGUCAUGGAGUGUGGUACAUUCCAUGCUUCUGAGUGAAGAAAGAAUGGAAACUACUCUAAAAGCUGGACUGAGGAUGAAAAUAAUU
This is a messenger RNA of Phasianus colchicus (ring-necked pheasant), 4779 nucleotides long. NCBI's taxonomy places the organism in Eukaryota, Metazoa, Chordata, Aves, Galliformes, Phasianidae. The record is from RefSeq and is a predicted model, not a curated record.